Pyrenophora tritici-repentis Pt-1C-BFP is the source of this 1968-nucleotide messenger RNA. RefSeq names its product SPS1, Serine/threonine protein kinase. Gene Ontology annotation, molecular function: ATP binding; protein serine/threonine kinase activity. The record is from RefSeq and is a predicted model, not a curated record. Gene Ontology annotation, cellular component: spindle pole body. Gene Ontology annotation, biological process: intracellular signal transduction; peptidyl-serine phosphorylation. NCBI's taxonomy places the organism in Eukaryota, Fungi, Ascomycota, Dothideomycetes, Pleosporales, Pleosporaceae.
AUGGCCAGCACCGGCCGAGACAGCUUCAAGCUCCCUGAUCCACCACCACGACUCCACACUCGCGACAACAGCAUGGAUCGGCCAGGAACGCCCGCCGAGGCCUUCAUGAGCCCGCAGCAGACACCCCAGGGCAGCCCCAGCAAACACCACCAGCCACCGGGCGCAUUCGAUCUGCCGCAUGUGUUUGAAAAUGCCAUGAGACUGCUGCCCACGGUUGGUUCGCCUUCCAAGCCCAAGCCAGGGUCACCAACAUCGCCCAACAAGCUGAAGUUGGGCGGUGGUGAUGACGCAGACCACAAUCCACACGAUUCCACCAGCAUCACACCGGGCAGCCCUACGCGCAAGUCGAACCAGGAAAACACGCCGCCCAGCGGACGCCCGGGCGUGCAAAAGGAGCCGAGCUAUCUCACACAAGCAGCACAGUCGCGGCAGGAGCCAUACCGCACGCGCGGGGCAGACCAGUCGACACGCUACCUGAACGGCCCUCAGCGGCUCUCGCCCGAAGAUCUGGAGAAGGCGCGCAAGCCGGCAGUAAAGCGACUUGCGAAUGUCACGCAGCUGUACUUCCUCGAUUACUACUACGACCUCCUUACCUACGUGCACACCCGCCAGUCUCGCCUCACUCAAUUCAAGGCCCAGAACCCUCUACCGCCCGAGACACCCGAGCAAGAGUACAGCGAUGCGCUCACACAGUACCUCGGCCGCGAGCGCGCAAACCUACGCAAGCGUCGCACCCGAUUAAGGCAGGGUGACUUCCAGAUCCUCACACAAGUCGGCCAGGGAGGUUAUGGACAAGUGUACCUGGCCCAGAAGAAGGACACACGCGAGGUCUGCGCCUUGAAAGUCAUGAGCAAGAAGCUGCUCUUCAAGCUGGACGAGGUCCGACACGUCUUGACGGAGCGCGACAUCCUGACCAGUGCUAAGAGCGAGUGGUUGGUGCGACUGCUCUACGCCUUCCAAGACGACAAGAGUAUCUAUCUUGCCAUGGAAUACGUCCCAGGAGGUGACUUCCGAACCUUGCUCAACAACACGGGUGUCCUGCACAACCGACAUGCGCGCUUCUACAUUGCCGAGAUGUUCUCAUGCAUCGAUUCACUACAUCAGCUGGGCUACAUUCAUCGCGAUCUGAAGCCCGAGAACUUCUUGAUCGACAGCACUGGCCACGUCAAGUUGACAGAUUUUGGUCUUGCAGCCGGUAUUCUCGCACCCUCCAAGAUCGAAUCGAUGCGCAUCAAGCUUGAGUCAGUGAGCGAUGUUAUUGCUCCGUUCGGUCGACCUAUCGAGGAGCGAUCAGCAGCACAGCGAAGGGACAACUACCGCUCUCUUCGUGAACGAGAUGUCAACUACGCCAAAAGCAUCGUUGGAAGCCCGGACUACAUGGCUCCAGAAGUGCUAAAGGGCGACGAGUACGACUUCACCGUGGAUUACUGGAGCUUAGGGUGCAUGCUCUUCGAGGCCUUGGCUGGCUACCCACCCUUUGCCGGUGCCACAGUUGAUGAGACGUGGCAGAACCUGAAGCAAUGGAAGAAGGUGCUGCGCAAACCCGUCUACGAAGACCCGUCAUAUUUUCUCUCCAAACGCACUUGGGACCUCAUCAUACGACUAGUUGCCUCCAAAUCGACCCGCUUCCGCAACAUCUCUGAGAUCCAUGCCCACCAGUACUUUGCCGAAGUUGACUGGGCGAAGCUGAGAGAGCAGAAAGCGCCGUUUGUACCAGAGCUGGACAGCGAGACGGACGCUGGGUACUUUGAUGAUUUUGGUAACGAAGCCGACAUGGCGAAAUACAAGGAGGUGCAUGAGAAGCAGGCAGCCUUGGAGGCUAUGCAAGAUCGCAACGUCCAGAUGGGCAAGGGCCUCUUUGUCGGGUUUACAUUCCGGCACAAGAAGACAACGGAAGAGAAUGGCAAGCCAGCAAGCCCCAGAAAGCCGCUUCCCAUGGUGGAUGAGAAUUUUGGCACUAUAUUCUAG